UCCAAGAUGAUGACUAGUUCUGAUUCUAUUAAUUACAAAUAUUUGUAUUUACUGUUACUUAUUUCCCUAAAUGACUUUAAGCCAAUAAUCUGCAUUGAGCCUUUAACUAUUGGCGCAGCUGUCGGUGUCGGUGCCUUAGGCUAUGGCUUUUUAAAAGACCAAACAUAUUGCCGAUUCUAUGAGUGCUGCGAUGAUCGCAGCAUACCGGGCAAUAUGCUAAAGUUAAGUUCUUCACUGACUUAUACGCUCUUUGGUCAGCAUUUGGUAAAGGAUCAUGUUAUACCAGCGCUUGUAGCACAUCUUAGAGCCAACAAUCCGUCGCGCAAGCCGCUUGUUAUGAGCUUUCAUGGUACGCCGGGCACCGGCAAGAGUUUUGUUGCUGACCAAAUUGCACAAGCGCUCUACGUAGAGGGUCCCAAGAGCAAAUAUGUGCACAAGUAUCUGGGCCGAGCGGACUUCUCACAUCCAGGGCGCAUAAAUGAGUAUAAGGAGCGAAUUAAUACCGAAGUGCGUGAAAGCAUAAAAAAUUGUCCACGCUCAAUGUUUAUAUUCGAUGAGGUGGACAAAAUGCCCAUUGGUGUCUUCGAUACGCUUACUUCUCUAGUGGAUUAUGCGGCCAAUGCACGGGACACAGACUACACAAAAGCGAUUUUUAUAUUUCUGUCAAAUACUGCAGGCGUACAUAUCUCGGACCAUCUUGCCGCUUUGAUGAAAAAAGGCAAGCGACGCGAAGAAACGCGCCUCUCUGAUUUCGAGGAGAUGCUAAGGAAAGCUGCCUACAACUUGGAUGGUGGCCUAAAAAAGACAAACAUGAUUGAAGCGCACGUCAUCGACCAUUAUAUCCCAUUCCUAGCAUUGGAAAAGGCACACGUAGUGCAAUGUGCUGAGGUCGAAUUUGAGAAAUGGCGUAUUCACCCAUCGCAGGACAAGAUCAAUACGGUUGUCAGCAAUGCAGUAAACUUUGAUCCAGUGCAUGGUAUGUUUGCCAUAUCAGGUUGUAAGACGAUCGAGAAGAAAGUGGCAAUGCUCGCCAACGAACGGAAUUAAGCUACUUCUCAGGUCAUUUUAACAUGUUUAUAUAA
Molecule: messenger RNA, 1082 nt
Organism: Drosophila busckii
Lineage: Eukaryota; Metazoa; Arthropoda; Insecta; Diptera; Drosophilidae
Gene: Torsin
Product: torsin-like protein
Exons: 2
Coding region: 7-1047 (346 amino acids)
Biological process (GO): cellular response to misfolded protein
Molecular function (GO): ATP binding; ATP hydrolysis activity
Source: RefSeq, a predicted model, not a curated record